Molecule: messenger RNA, 1605 nt
Organism: Gilbertella persicaria
Lineage: Eukaryota; Fungi; Mucoromycota; Mucoromycetes; Mucorales; Choanephoraceae
Exons: 3
Coding region: 1-1605 (534 amino acids)
Biological process (GO): microtubule-based movement; mitotic spindle organization
Molecular function (GO): microtubule motor activity
Source: RefSeq, a predicted model, not a curated record
AUGGAACAAAUGAAAUCUUAUUCUAUUCAACUCUCCCAAGAACUGGCCGAGACCACAAGUGCACGCGAUACCUUGUUGCUUCAAUUGACGCAGGAAAGACCUUCUGAAUCACAUCCUUUGAUUCAACAGUAUGCUCAGCAAAUCCAGACUCUGAGACUUGAGGUUGCUGAAACGCGUAGCAAACUCAAUUCAUUCUGUACUGAAGAAGAGGAAGACAGGUAUCUUCGCUCACGCCAUUCCAUGAUGACUUCUAUUUCUUCUAGUCGAAAGAAAAGACCUGUUAUUCAACGUAUGAGAACUUCUUCUUCUUCUCUUUUGAAAAAGAAGAAGAGCCAACACGUAGAUCACCUUAUUGACUUGUUACGUAAAGAAUACAUGGAAGAGUCAACAGAUGAAACAGUAUUACAUUUAUCACAUGCUCCAGUAAUGGAAGAAAAGACUGAAUUGGAAGACAAGACUGAAAUGGAAGAUACCUUUUCCAAUCAUCAGUUCUUAUCUAUGGCUUCCCCUUCAGCUGGUCCGCUUGCUGAACCCAAUUCAUUUGAAGAUGACGAAUUAGAAGCUCUGGCUGUUCCUUCUUGGUCAGAUGCACCCAAAGCUCAAUCUGUGAGCGGCGGUUCUACAAAGCGAAAGUCCAUCUCAUUGGAUUCUAUGUGGGACGAUACGGAUAGCUCAAUUACGACUUCACGUGUGGACUCUGUUGUACUGGGUAACUCAUCCGAAAGUCACAGUAAUAGGCCCAAGCCAAGCACAAGCAACACUAAAUUGAAACGACAAGGCAAGAAUCUCCUCAAGAUGCUACACCAAAUCCAAGCUGACUUACUUGUCAAACGGGAAUUGGUGGGUCAACUUGAACGCUCUGAAGAUCAAUUUGCUCAAAUGCGUGUUAAUUAUGAAGAACGUCUGAAUGAACUCAAAGAACACCUUGUCGAGAUCCAAAAGCAACGUGAUACUGCUCUUAAAAAGGGACAUAGUAACACGACCACUACAGUGACUUCUACUCUUAACACCACCACCGCUCGACCUCAGAGUGUAAUGGGUGGUUUGCGUGAAAACAGAGAAGCACAAGAAGUUCGCUUUCAGUUUGAAGUGAAAGUGAAGCGCUUGAUGGUAGAAAAUCAAGAGUUGAAGAAGAAAAACCAAGAAGCUACUAAAGCCGUUCAGACGGCACGUAGCAAAGCGGAAUCUGCUAUGCAACGCUUGAAAUCAGAAAUUGAGUCACUCAAGUUAGAUAAGAAGCAAUUGAACCGUACGCUCAAAACAGAGAUGGACAAGGCACGUGAUGCAGCUAUCACGUACGAAAGGGAAGUUCAGCAAUUGAAAAGAAGACUGGUUGUUGCGCUUGAUUCCAAAAAGAAAUUGGAGGAAACGACCGAAGCACAGAAUCAAGUGUUGAAGAAGCGAACAGAAGAAACUGCAGCCGCUAGUUUGCAGAUGAGACAGCUGACAAACGUAUUGAGAAAAGCAGCUAAUGAAGGUACCUUUUUGAAUGAAGCAGCUUUGGAUAGGAUCAUGGAAUUGGCUCAGAUUUCAAAGAGCAAUAUUCGUACGACAAAGCAAACAAGAGGUCGUGCUUCUUCGUUUGCGAGCGAACCAAGCAUAUAA